CGUAAGCUUUCUUCCCUUCUUCUUCAUCCUCUGACUUAGCCGAUUGCCAUUUCCCGAAAUUUUCAACUUCUCUCUCUCUAUCUUUUUUUUUUUUUUUUUCCUCUUUUAAGAGAUGUAUGUGGCUUUAAACCUCCAAAUCACGCUCUCUCCACUCUUUGCUUCUUUAUUAUCUGUCUCCACUUCUUUGGCUUUAACCCCUCUUGCCGAUUUCUUCUAACCCCAUUACCUCUGUUUUUUGGGUUUAAUUUCCAUUUCGAUUCCAUUGAGGUGUUGGAUUGAUUUGGACGCCGACAAAAUUCUGGGAUUUCUUUUUCAUCUUCAAUUAACAAUACCCUUUUCUCGAUUUCGAUUUUUUCGAUCUGAUUUGGGUUCUGAAUUGCUGGAUGUGAUUGAUUGAAUCGGCGAAGUUUCAAUCGUGGUUUUUUUUCAUUGGAAUUUGAUUUGAGAUGGUCUAUUUCCCAUACUCGAUCUCGGUCUGCAAGUCCGUUGACCAACCAACCGUUAUGGCGAGUUCGGUGAAUUUAGCCGAUUCAAGUUCCAAAUCAAGAAACAAAAGGAUGCCUGCUUCAUCGACUUGUUCGAAAUUCCCUGUUUGUCAUCGGUCUCGAUCGGCCGUUAUCGAUAUUGUGAUUUUGAUUGCUGUGGUUGGUGCUUGUGGGUUUUUGUUAUUUCCUUAUAUGAAGCUUGUGAUCGUUGAAUCCCUUGAGAUUUUUGGGGCGAUUCUGUAUUUAAUGGGAGAAGAAGUCUCUCGUGCUCCUUGGAUUUAUGGAUCCAUUGGACUUAGUAUUUUCUGUGCAUCAUUAGCUGCUUGGGUUGUUUUGAUUUGUACAAGCAGGAAAUGUGGAAAUCCUUAUUGCAAAGGACUUCGAAAGGCGGCUGAAUUUGAUAUACAAUUGGAGACAGAGGAGUGUGUGAAGAACUCCACUCCAUUGGUUAAAAAUGGAGUGAAGAAAGGGCUUUUUGAAUUGCCCCGUGAUCAUCACCGUGAAUUAGAAGCUGAACUUAAGAAGAUGGCACCUCCUAAUGGAAGAGCAGUGCUCAUUUUUAGAGCAAGAUGUGGCUGUUCUGUUGGUAGGUUGGAAGUCCCUGGGCCUAGGAAGCAGCUGAAGAAGAUCAAGAAAUAGUAGUAUCUACUAAUAAUAUUGUUUAAAAAGCAUAUAGAUAGGAUAUCAUUACAGGUUUACUCAGUAUGCGGAGAAAAAAUUUCUUACUCGUGGGAAAUUUGAUGUCUCUAAAUAAGCUCAUGGCAGACAGGUGUAAGGAACAUAUACAGUUUUUAAGUAGGGAAUAUACAAUCCUUGUUGCAUCAA
Messenger RNA from Cucumis melo (muskmelon), 1310 nucleotides. RefSeq lists its product as uncharacterized. The record is from RefSeq and is a predicted model, not a curated record. NCBI's taxonomy places the organism in Eukaryota, Viridiplantae, Streptophyta, Magnoliopsida, Cucurbitales, Cucurbitaceae. The transcript has a single exon. The coding region runs from base 447 to 1124 and encodes 225 amino acids.